AUAUUUUGUUAUUGACUCUUUUACCUUUGCACUUACCACUGGACUGCACCACUGGGCAUGAAAAACGAUGCGGCUGAGGAAGCUGCCCUGGGUCUUCUAGGUCUCCAUGCAAACGGCGCCGACUAUCAUCGUCCCUCACCGACGAUCCCCCUCAAACGAAAGCCUUCAACGGCCUUUGCUCAACCUCGCCCUCUCGACAAUAACAACAACAACAAGACCUCUUCCUCUUCUACCUCUUCCGACGCCAUACGAUGCAUAUGUGGCUUCGACUACGAUGACGGUUUCUCCGUCGCCUGCGAUGUCUGUGGCCGCUGGGUUCACGCGGCGUGUUUUGACAUUGUCGACGGAAAGGUUCCUGAAGAGUUCCGGUGUUGGGUAUGUGACCCUCGACCGGUGAACAGGGAGAAGGCAGUCAAGGUGCAGAAGGCGAGGCUGAGACACAUACAGGCGCAAGGGGCAGAUGUCGAGGUCGAGAAGCAGAGGCGCAGGGCCAGCCCCGGUGUUGAAAGGAAAGGUCGACGGACGAGCGCGACGGUCUCGAAUAGCGACGGCAAUGCCCAUACCAAUGCCAAACGCAAACGAAGAGUAUCUAUCACCGCUGCCCCGAUACUACACCAGAUUACAGAGGACGAGCACAUCGACAUUGAUGAGCCUUCUGCUCACAGCUACGUCCAUAUUGACCACGACGAUAUCCCCCAUCAACAGACACGAGAUCGACUGAAACGGCUUGCCCAACAUUGGCGAGGAGUGACUGCUCUUGACGGACCAACGUCGCCAGUCUACAUUGACCCCGACGCUCUACCACUCCAUCCACAUACUGCUCUACGUCCAAUUCCCUCUUCUUCGCUUUCGCAUUCUACCCUAUCACUUCAUAGUAAUCCUUCCAUACGACCACCAGCCUAUUCCGUCCACACCACCCAACCUAUCCCUUCUCAUACUCUUAUCGCGCCUUAUAUUUCCACUAUUGUUCCGUCUACUCAUUACCUCUCUGAUCCCCUCAACUCCUAUGCCCAUCUCAGCAUGCCCAAGCCAUUUGUCCACCUCUUGGGUCCUCCCCUCGAUGUCGCAUUGGACGCAAGGACUACAGGUCAGGAAACCCGUUAUGUUCGCAAUGGGUGUCGACCAAACGCUGUCCUUCGUCCCGUCUUGUGCAACAGGAACCCUCAUUCUUCCGACGAUCGAACCUCAAACGCUGACUUGGCGGAAACACUGACUUUUGGCGUAUUCGCUCUUCGCGAUCUCAAGGCUCAAGAGGAAGUUAUUCUCGGUUGGGAGUGGGAUGAUGGCAGCGUGAUACAUCAACUGCCAGCAUUGAUUAACAGUCCUCACCUAUUCGCUCCAUACAGGUUCGAACAAUUUCGCAAUCAAAUGACCUCCAUGCUCCAUGCCAUAUCUUCUACCUUUACUACCUGUGCUUGCGGAACCAGAGCCAAGGACUGUGCUCUCAGUCGACUUGCCGAGUUUGUUGAUGGUCAAAUACCACCUUUACUGCCAUCAUCCUUCCAUCGAGAUCAAGAGGGAAGGGAGUCAAACAGAGAGGACGAGAGGAUGCAGGUCGAUUUGGGUCCACUUGUCAGUGUCGAGAGAGGCUUCAGGACGAGGGAACGUGAGCCUAUGUCGGGUGGCAUGAGAGGCGUUGAGAUGGUGAAUGGGUACCAUGAGUCGUUGGAUUGGAUGGAAUCCCCAGGAGCUGGACCAUCCAGGCUUCCUUAUAGCGGUACGCGAGUUGCAGAUCCGAAGGGAAAGGCUCGAGCGUCGGAGGACGAUAUUGAGAGGGAACUGCUGACCGAGCGUCGGAUAAAGUCGAAAUCGCCAUUAGCUGACCUGCCAAUUUCGUCUGCCCACGAUCCGUUACGACACGGUCGCACUGAUCAGAAACUACCUUCGCCACAGUCAAAUACAAGGAAGCGACCAAAUCCUCUACCGUUGGAUGAGAAUAGCCUACCACCCAAGCUGAGGAAGACGUGGAUAAGAAGGAAGGCGAAGGUGUUAAAAGAGAAAUAUGGGUCUAGUUGGGAUGAGAAUGACAGGACGAUUCAGGAUAGUGGAGGUGGCGUACUAGCGGAAGAGGAUACAAGGAUGAAUAUCGACGAUCCUAUCAUGACACCCUCUGCUGCCACUCCAUCCUCGACAAACUCGAAACCUGUCUCAGCAUCUUAUGCUUCCACUACUGAGACGCCAUAUCCUACCUCACCUUUCGCCAACCUCUCCCUACGCUCACCUGCCUUUGCUGGACCCUCCAGCUACUUUGCUACACAACCAUCCAAGUCGCCAGAAGAAGCAUCCGAGACUACACAGGAUGUACAAGUACUCGAUGAAGUCCGUGCUCCACCGUUACCCACUGUCCCUGAAGCACCCGAAGGAGAAGGCGAAGACGAACCAAUGAACAUUGACUCUUCACCGGACGUUCCUGAACAUAGGCCGGUUGAACCUAACACCGUUGAACCCUCAAUACCACUGGAAACGAGGGACAUGAAUACCACCACAGAAGCCUCGACCGAUGGUAUAGUUGACAAUAUAUCCAUCUCGGAACCUAUCACAAUUGCGGCGGAUGAGAAACCACCUGCUAGUCCACCUCCUGUUGACAUCGAUGUCCCGAUGCCAAAUGGACCCGUUGAGCAGGGCACAGAUGAGACGUCCAAUCGAGCUGAGCCAGAGAUCCAUCCUUCACCUUUUCCGCCGCCUCCUUCAUCCAUCAUUAUUUCUCCACCGAUCGAGCCACCCCAAGAGAUUCCUGCUAAUGUGUCUAGUCUUCCUGUCGGCGAACCUAUUACGGACAGUUUGAAGUCACCCCCUUCUGCUGCUACUCCAUCACCCUCUCCUUCCCAAGCCGCACUACCGCACCCUCCGCAGAAGGUCAAAUUGUCGCUAAAGGACUUUGCUCUGAGGAAGAAGAAGAAGAGGGAGGAGGAAGAGUCGAGACCUCCUCCUCCCCCUCCACCGCUGCCGCCUCCACCUGUGGAAUCACAAAUGGAGUCAACGUCAGAACCGGGAUCUGCCCCGACUGGACUUGCGCCUUCGUCUACAUCACCGCCGACCGAGCAAAAGUCAGUGUCAGGGACGAAUGGCGACGAAGUACAGAAGGCGUCGACAUCGGUGACUCCAUCAGCGCACUCUUAUGAGCCACAGCUUAGCGACGUGAAGCGUUCGUCUGAGGGCCAGGUCAUGAACGUUGACGCACUCUCUUCCCACGAGCAGUCCAGCGAAGAGCAGUCUAACCUCUCUCCUGGUGCCGCUUUCAAUGGUAGUGAGGCUCAUGCUGUCGAAAUGGGAUCAACAUCACGGGGUCCUCCUCGGAAAGCUUCCCUGUUGAAUGGUACCAGCACCAUCGACUAUCGAUCUAUAGUUUCCUAUCAGGCGAAGGUGGAGCUUACUGAUGUAUUCUCGGACGUCCUGCCAGGUUCGAAGAACCACUCACGGUCACCGCAAGAUGUUUCAACUAGUACAACAUAUGUCCCAGACCAUGUCGUUCAGCAGUCGUCCCCGGCACCCUCCAUGCCACCGCCAAUUGCCACUGUCCCACUGGCCCGUCAACCAUCGCAGCAGUCCCAGGAAGAUGGGGAGAUUCUGAGCCCACCACCUCCGAAACCUCCACCGCUUGCCGCACGUCCACAUACUCCUCCACCUGCUCAACCACCCACCCAACCUCGAUCAUUCCACACGCCAUCUGGAAGUGUUUCCCCCAAAGGCGGGCCUCCCAGUUCUGCUCCUCCUCGACGCCCUGCUCUGCCUCCCUCCUACCGAGCUCCAUACUCUCACUCUUCCUCAUCCUCAUCACGGCCUCUUCCCAGUGCGCCUCGUGCGUUGCGCACUGCAGGUCUGUCAAAUCAUCAUACAUCUACGUAUUCACCGCCGUCUCGUUCGUCGUACUCUUCUUCAUCUCAUUCUGUGUUGCCUCGUGGGCCUUCUGCUGACCGAGACCGAGAUCGAGACUGGGAUCGAGAUCGGUUGUUUGGGAGGGGAAGGGGACGAGGGUCACAAGGAUGGUCUAGGUGACGAUUUCUUUUUCGGGAUUGGGAUUGGGAUUCAUCUCGUUCAUUCUUCUGUGUGUCAGUUUUGUGUGCUGCUCGUAUACUUAUUAUUAUUGCUUAGAUAGUUUCUUCUUUCUCGUGCGUUUUUUCUGUUUUACUGAUUUUUGUUUCUUUUGCUGUCAAGCUCUCUCCGAGUCUCUCUCUUGUGUACUUCGCCUUUUCCUACUGGUCAUUUUUGUGUCCUCCCGAGUAAUUUUCUCUUUCCUUUGUAUGCGGUAUGUCCUAUGAUGUCAUGAUUAUGGAUUAAUGCUAGUAUGUGUAACACAACUUCGCCAGGUAUUUCCACUAUACCUGGUGCUUGGAAAUGUAAUCUUGGUGAUUGAAUAUGUGG
This is a messenger RNA of Somion occarium, 4362 nucleotides long. The record is from the annotation of a GenBank genome assembly. NCBI's taxonomy places the organism in Eukaryota, Fungi, Basidiomycota, Agaricomycetes, Polyporales, Cerrenaceae.